AUGCCACCGAAGAAGACCACCACCACGGGAGGAGGAGGAGGAGGAGAAAGAGGACAAAUAGGAGGAGGAGACGCGAACUUGAAGCAAAAGUCACCGGCGGAAUUUUUCCAAGACAACAAAGGCAUCGCCGGGUUUGAAAACGCGGGGAAAUCUUUAUACACGACGUUGAGAGAAUUCAUCGAAAACGCGUUAGACGCGGCGGAGCACAUCGGGGUUCUGCCGCAAGUGGACGUGUUAGUGGAAGAGGUGACGCUGACGCAGUACGAGACGAUGAUUGGAUUGGACGCGCACGUGAGGAAAGACGAUACUUUAUACGACGAUUUUGAGACGGAAAAGGCGAGAGCGAAACGGUUGGAGAGAGAAGCGAAGGUGGAGAUGCAACUCGAGAAGGCGGCGGCGGCGAAUGCGAACAAAGGGAAGAAAGGAGGCGGUCGCGGGAACGCGAACUCCUCGAAAGGCGAAGAGAAGAAGUCGUAUUUUAAAAUCACCGUGAAAGAUAACGGGAAAGGUAUGGAACACAGCGACAUACCGAACAUGUUGGGGCGAGUAUUGUCUGGGACGAAGUACGGGGUGAGACAAACGCGAGGGAAGUUUGGUUUAGGAUCUAAGAUGGCGUUGAUUUGGUCGAAGCAAACGACCGGGUUGCCGAUUCGAGUGAGGAGCGCGCAGCCGGGGCAGAAUUUCGUCUCGGAAUACGUAUUGGAUAUCGACAUCGAGAAGAACGCCCCGAACGUGCACAAAGAGGAGAAGAAACCAAACACGACGAAAUGGCACGGCGCGGAGUUGUCCGUAACGAUUGAGGGAAAUUGGACGAGUCAUCGACAGUACGUGUUGGCGUAUUUGAGACAAUUGGCGAUUGUGACCCCGUACGCGGCGCUUGGGUUUCGGUACAUCUCUUCGCACGCGGCUGGGAGCGCUGCGGCUAGGAAUCAAGACAUUCAGUUACACUUUGCGAGAAGAGCGGAGGUUAUGCCGCCGUUACCGAGAGCGACAAAGUAUCACCCGAGCGCGGCGAAAGAGAAUCAGUUGUUGGUGAAAGAUUUGUUGUCGAAUACGAGAGAGAAGACUUUGAGUGGUUUUUUCAACAAAGAGUUUACGUGCAUCAACCGCGAGCACGCGAACCGAUUGUCGAGAGAAUUAGGGGCGGGAUUUUCCGCCAGCAUGCACCCGAAGAACGUUUCGGACAAGCAAGGCGCGAGAAUUCAACAGCUGUUAGCGUCGGCGAGAUUUUCAGAUCCAAGCGGAGAGUGUUUAUCCCCCGCGGGGGAGUAUAACUUACGUUUAGGGGUCAUGAAAGAACUCGGCCCGGAUUGGAUCGCGUCGUACGCGUCUCCAGCUUUGGCGUGUGGAGGCCAUCCUUUGAUUGUGGAAGCGUGCGUGAGUUUAGGUGGAAGAGACGUGAAACCCGGGUUCAACGUCUUUCGAUUUGCCAACCGAAUUCCGUUGUUGUUCGAAGGCGGCGCCGACGUGGCGACGAGGUGCGUACAACGUUUGAAUUGGACGACGUAUAAGAUCGACAAGAACAACGACAAGAUUGGCGUGUUCGUUUCCAUAGUAUCCACGAAAAUUCCAUUCAAAGGUACGUCUAAAGAAUACAUUGGAGACGAAAACGCGGAAAUUGCCGAGGCAGUGGAUAAAGCUAUCAAACAGUGCGCGGCGCAGCUGCGAGGUAAAAUCGUUCGCGCGCAAGCGUUGAAAGAUCGACGCGCGAGGAAGAAGGCGUUGACGAAAUACGUGCCGGAUUGUUGUAACGCGAUUUUUACCAUGAUAGCGUCCGCUGCGGAUGCGGACACGUUACCUCACGAAAGAGCGAGGAAUUACGACGAGAAAGAAAUGUUAUGGCCGGUGGAUGUUCAGUGGGAGGAGGAAGCGACGCAAAAAGCGCGAACGCGAGAGAUCACGGCGGAAAUUUUACAAAAACGUUUAGAAGAGUGCGUGGAAAAGAUCGAUAACGAAGAAGCUUUGGAAUUUUCCAUGCAACAAAACAAAGACGGGUUAAAACAGGACGUGUUUUUGAACCCGUUCAGUAGUUUUGCGCACGAGUACGAACCAGAGCUUCGUCCGGGAGAAAGCGGCGUCGCGUUUCGAUUGUUGAAGAAGGCGCGACUGAUUGCCUAA
This is a messenger RNA of Bathycoccus prasinos, 2118 nucleotides long. Its product is annotated as DNA topoisomerase VI subunit B. Bases 1 to 2118 code for a protein of 705 amino acids. Gene Ontology annotation, cellular component: cytosol; small ribosomal subunit. Gene Ontology annotation, molecular function: DNA binding; DNA topoisomerase type II (double strand cut, ATP-hydrolyzing) activity; ATP binding. Lineage: Eukaryota; Viridiplantae; Chlorophyta; Mamiellophyceae; Mamiellales; Bathycoccaceae. The transcript has a single exon. Gene Ontology annotation, biological process: DNA topological change. The record is from RefSeq and is a predicted model, not a curated record.